CAGCCUCGCCUGCUGCAGGGCUCAACGCUCUCUAUCGACUUCGGUUCACGACUAUUUCCCGUUUGGAUCCCGAGAAAAACUUUACCUUGUUUCUUCCGACUUAUGCGAAGCAACUUUUAUUUUUAUUUUUUGCCUGGAGGGUAUUCUAGAAAAGAGCAGUAGCUGAAAAUGACGUCGGGGGCGAGAAUGCCAACGUGGAAGGAGAGGGAGAACAACAAGAGGAGGGAGCGGAGGAGGCGGGCCUUCGCCGCGAAGAUCUACACCGGUCUCCGGAUGUACGGGAACUACAAGCUCCCGAAGCAUUGCGACAACAACGAGGUCCUCAAAGCUCUAUGCAACGAGGCCGGUUGGACCGUCGAAGAAGACGGCACCACCUACCGAAAGGGAUGUAAACCUGUGAAUCGAAUGGACAUUAUGGGUGGAUCAACUUCUGCUAGUCCAUGCUCGUCAUUCCAACCGAGUCCAUGUGCUUCUUACAAUCCAAGUCCUGCUUCAUCUUCCUUCCCGAGCCCAGUCUCAUCCCAUUAUGCUGCAAAGGCCAACGGUAAUGCUGAUGCCGAUUCUCUCAUUCCAUGGCUGAAAAACCUCUCAUCAGGAUCAUCAUCAGCCUCGUCUAUGCUUUCCCAUGAUCUUCAUGUCCAUGGAGGUUCUAUCAGUGCUCCAGUUACCCCUCCAUUGAGCUCCCCAACAUCUCGAACUCCUAGAACUAAAAAUGACUGGGACGACCCAACUGCAACCCCAUCAUGGGCUGGGCAGCACUAUUCUUUCCUGCCCUCAUCUACCCCACCAAGUCCUCGCCAUCAGGUCCUGCCUGAUUCAAGGUGGUUUGCUGGUAUACAAAUCUCCCAAAGCGGCCCAGCAUCCCCUACAUUCAGCCUUGUUUCACGAAACCCCUUUGGCUUUAUGGAGGAGGCGUUAUCAGGUGGAGGGUCUCGGAUGUGGACUCCCGGGCAGAGUGGUACAUGCUCUCCUGCAGUAGCUUCAGGCAUUGAUCACACCGCAGAUGUUCCCAUGUCAGAUGGAAUUGCAACUGAAUUUGCAUUUGGCAGUAACACAACUGGGUUGGUGAAGCCCUGGGAAGGAGAAAGAAUCCACGAGGAAUGCAUAUCUGAUGAUCUUGAACUCACACUCGGGAGCUCUAGAACUAGGUAGAGAGGCUCGAUAGCAGUUGGUAUGGGCUUAUUGGUUUGGGUCUACCUUCACGUGCAAGAGUUUCAUUUGGCAAGGCAUGCCAGUUAGAAAAGUACAUUGAGUAGGAGCAGCUUUUUUUAUUUUAUUUUAUUUUUCAUCGUUUUUCUUACCCUUCAUUUUUCUUUUAAUUUUUCCCCCGAUCAAAAGGGAGAGAACCAAAAGUAAAUUAUAAAUAGUUCAUGGUUGUGCUUUGCCCUUGGUUCGAUUUUUUUAUUCCAAUAUUCGUGUUUAUUUAUUUUUCCCUCAGAGACGAACUUUUAUUAUGGAUUUGGUAUUGGUUACUGGAGUGAUUUGAGGAGUGUGAUUGAAAGGGAUUUUGAAUGUCUGGAUUAGCUCAAAAUGGUUUGGCGAUAGCCUUUACUGGUUGCCAUUGAUGGUUAA
This is a messenger RNA of Carya illinoinensis, 1572 nucleotides long. Its product is annotated as BES1/BZR1 homolog protein 4-like. The transcript is spliced from 3 exons. The record is from RefSeq and is a predicted model, not a curated record. Gene Ontology annotation, molecular function: DNA-binding transcription factor activity. NCBI's taxonomy places the organism in Eukaryota, Viridiplantae, Streptophyta, Magnoliopsida, Fagales, Juglandaceae. Gene Ontology annotation, biological process: brassinosteroid mediated signaling pathway; DNA-templated transcription. The coding region runs from base 169 to 1152 and encodes 327 amino acids.